Messenger RNA from Hipposideros armiger (great roundleaf bat), 4748 nucleotides. RefSeq names its product shootin 1 (gene SHTN1). NCBI's taxonomy places the organism in Eukaryota, Metazoa, Chordata, Mammalia, Chiroptera, Hipposideridae. Bases 1363 to 3198 code for a protein of 611 amino acids. Gene Ontology annotation, biological process: neuron projection morphogenesis; positive regulation of neuron migration. The record is from RefSeq and is a predicted model, not a curated record. The transcript has 19 exons. Gene Ontology annotation, cellular component: cell leading edge; cytoplasm; axonal growth cone.
GAGGGCAGUAUAGUGGGGUGCUGCUGGGCUUCACUCUGCCAGGCUCUGCUACCAGGCAGCUGUGUGACCUUGGACAUUUGGACUGCCAUGGCAGCCUCCCUAAAGAGAAGGUCCUUCCAACCACGAACCAGAUGAUCCGCGAGGACCUGCGACCCACGUGCUGCAGGGCCCACGUUCUCACAGCCUCUCCACCCGAGUGAGCUGGAGCAAGUCGGCCCUGGCCCUGGGAACUGUUAACUGCCACGCCCUCUUCCACUCAAUACGUGUUAACUUACCCCGCCGGCCUGGUUUAGUCUGUUUGCUUUUCGAGGUGCAAAGCGUACACACUGAGCCUGCCCCUGCGGCUCCUAGGUUUCCCCACACCGCCCCGCAAGCCCUUGUGUGAGAAUUGGGGAAGGAGCCUGAGGGUUUAUUGCCCAUUACCUCCCGCUGUGCGUCCCCGGCUCCCUGGGACCGGCCCUCGGGCAGCGUUCAAAGUGGGUUUCCCGCAGACACUGCAGAUCCAAGGCCGGUUUUUUCCCUGCAUACGCGUUUUGGUGUCUUGAGUGUGGGUGGAGACGCAGAACAGGGGCGCUGGAGCGAGCCCGGGUGAACACGCGCAGGCCCGCAGGGCCCCCUCGCCCUCCCGCCCGCGCAACCUGCCGUGCGGGCCUCGGCGAAGGAAGCCGGGCUGCAGCGGCCGCCGCGGGCUAGGGCGAGGGCUGCGGCCCCCGGGUCGUCGCCCCCGCCUCCUGCCCGCGGGCUGCCGGCGCGUCCCCGCCCUCCCCCAGGCCCCGCCGCCCGCCUGCAGGUGAGGCCGCCCGGGCCGCCGAGGAGGUGCGUGGGGAUGAGCUCACUCGCCCGCUCCGCGCCUGCAGGAGGAGGAGCGGGAGCAAAUCCAACUUCCGGGUAGUGGAGCCGCACGCCGCCGGCGUCUUGCCUUUUCUUCCCCCUCCCCCUGUCGUAUCCCUUCCCGCUCCCCUCCUCUCCUUUUCUUCCGGACCCAACCUGCCAACAUGAACAGCUCGGACGAGGAGAAGCAGUUGCAGCUCAUCACCAGUCUGAAGGAGCAAGUAAUUUAUUAGUCAGCGACUCAGCCCCCUGCCUGUGUCAGGCUUCCUGAAUUAAAACCUGGCUCUGCACCGCUGGAAGGCCAUGCCAUGCACAUGCAUGUCAGCACUGCCUGAUAACUGGAGACGAUCCCUCAAUAAAGAAUGGGCUUAAUCAUUUUCAUCGCCACCACUCUUCUGAACAAAGCCCACAAUAGGCGAAUAUGAAGACCUCAGAGCAGAGAACCAGAAAACAAAGGAGAAGUGUGACAAAAUUAGGCAAGAACGGGAUGAAGCUGUUAGAAAACUGGAGGAAUUUCAGAAAAUUUCUCACAUGGUUAUAGAGGAAGUUAAUUUUAUGCAGAACCAUCUUGAAAUUGAGAAGACUUGUCGAGAAAGUGCUGAAGCCUUGGCAACAAAGCUAAAUAAAGAAAACAAGACUUUGAAAAGGAUCAGCAUGCUAUACAUGGCCAAGCUGGGACCAGAUGUAAUAACUGAAGAGAUCAACAUUGACGAUGAAGAUUCGACUACAGAACCAGAUGGGGCUGCCGAGACUUGUGUCUCAGUGCAGUGUCAGAAGCAAAUCAAAGAACUUCGAGAUCAAAUCGUAUCUGUUCAGGAGGAAAAGAAGAUGUUAGCCAUUGAGUUGGAAAAUCUGAAGAGCAAACUUGGAGAAGUAAUUGAAGAGGUAAAUAAAGUUAAACAAGAAAAAGAUGUUUUAAAUUCAGAAGUUCUUGAACAGAGAAAAGUCUUAGAAAAAUGCAAUAGAGUGUCCAUGUUGGCAGUAGAAGAGUAUGAGGAAAUGCAGGUCAACUUGGAACUGGAGAAGGACCUUCGAAAGAAAGCAGAAUCCUUUGCACAAGAGAUGUUCAUUGAACAAAACAAGCUAAAGCGACAAAGCCACCUCCUCCUGCAGAGCUCUGCUCCUGACCAGCAGCUUCUGAAAGCUUUAGAGGAAAAUGCAAAACUCACCCAGCAACUCGAGCAAGAGAAAAUUCAGCAUCAACAAAAGGUCAAAGAAUUGAAAGAGCAACUAGAAAAUGAAACGCUCCACAAAGAGAUACACAACCUCAAACAGCAACUGGAACUGCUAGAAGAAGAUAAAAAAGAAUUGGAAUUGAAAUACCAGAAUUCAGAGGAGAAAGCCAGAAAUUUAAAGCAUUCCGUGGAUGAACUCCAGAAACGGGUGAACCAGUCCGAGAACUCCGUACCUCCGCCACCUCCACCUCCACCUCCGCUGCCCCCUCCUCCUCCCAACCCCAUCCGAUCCCUCAUGUCCAUGAUCCGGAAGCGAUCCCACCCCAGUGGCAGUGGUGCUAAGAAAGAAAAGGCAGCUCAACCAGAAACAGCUGAAGAAGUCACAGAUCUGAAGAGACAAGCAGUUGAAGAGAUGAUGGAUAGAAUUAAAAAGGGAGUUCAUCUUAGACCAGUUAAUCAGACAGCUAGACCGAAGGCAAAGCCAGAACCUCCCAAAGGCUCUGAAAGUGCCGUGAAUGAAUUAAAAGGAAUACUGGGGACACUUAACAAAUCCACUAGCUCAAGAAGCUUAAAAUCCCUUGACACUGAAAACAGUGAGACUGAGUUAGAGAGGAUUUUGCGUCGCAGGAAGGUGACCGCAGAAGCAGAUAGCAGUAGUCCAAGCGGGAUAUUAGCCACCUCAGAGUCCAAAUCCAUGCCCGUGUUGGGUUCUGUAUCCAGUGUAACAAAAAGAGCCUUGAACAAGAAAACUCUGGAGGCAGAAUUCAACAGCCCGUCCCCCCCAACUCCUGAGCCAGGUGAAGGGCCGUGUAAAUUGGAAGGAUGCACACGUUCCAAGGUUACAUUUCACCCUGAGAGCACUUCCUGGGAAGUAUUCAGCCUCCAGCUGAUGAAGAAAGCUUUUGUAGGAUGUGUCACCACCCCUUCACCUGCAGACACACACGGUCAUGAAAACAUCCAUGCUAGAUCAAGGCCUCCCAGUAACCCAAGAUGGAGGAGCCGGUAUGUUGGCAGUGAAAAGCACGCUGAACCAGUCGUAGUUUUAGAUCCUGUUUCCACACAUGAACCCCAAACCAAAGACCAGGUUGCUGAAAAAGGUCCAACUCAACACAAGGAAGACGAAGGCAAAAUUAAACCAGAAAACAAAGAAGACAGUAUUGAGAAAAGAGACACAGACAGCUCCAACUGCUGACCCAUAAGCCAGAAGGUGGACACGUGUAGAAAUCCCUGUCAGUAAGCACAUGAUUCCUUUUGGUGUAUUGGCAAGGGCUACAGACAUUCCACUCUUGUCGCCGUGUUCAGAUUACAGUCUCUUUUCUGGUGUUGUUUUUGUAAUAAGUAGUUCACCUAUAAACAUAAGUAAGCUGUUGAGCAAAAUACAUUCAAUAUAGUGUUGUUUUUUUAUCUUUAUAGGAUAAGAUUUUUUUCUAAUUACUGUAUGACGUGUGACUUCUUUUAGAAAGCUACAAAAAAGUCAGAUGUUGAUGUCUUUUUUAGGUCAUGUGCAUACCACUAUUCAAAUGCAAUGCUGAAUGUUGACAGCGCUGUGGGUAAUUGGAUAGACAGACCUGACCAACUUAAGGUGAUUUAAAAAGCCCCCAAAUAAGCUGCUUUUUUUUUUUUUUUUGCAUCUGAGCCUCUGUUGAUGGAGAGACUGUAGUAGCAUGGAAAUUGUGAGGCACCAUGGCAUACACAUUCCUUCCUAGGAUAUACUGAGAUAAACUUAAAAUUCAGGAGCUGGAGGCAUCAAACUGGUAGUCGCAUAGUCAAUGUUAAUUACACACACUGUUAACUGUGGGAUGAAAAAUACAUGCUAUCGAUCAUGUCCAAAGCCUCCCAAGGACUUGGGUAGAAAUGCUCCAGUGGCCUCAAUGCAGAAUUGAGGUGAAAGUGCAGCCCUUGAGUUAAAUAGAGUAUUGGUAAACCAUGUGCUCUGUGCUCUGAGUUAAUUGUGUUUUCUCAUGUAGUAAUGUGGCACAAGUACCAUAUUUUAUCACAGUUCUUAUGUACUGUGAAGAUCAGCGACAAGCACACAAUUUUAUUACUUCACUACUGUUCUAUGUUACACAGGUUUUUUUUGUUUCUUUUUUAAAAGAAAUUAAGUGGUAGUCAGUCUCUAGAAAUACAAUGUUUCAGCCUACCACAGUGAAUAAAUAGAGAUGUAAUCAGGGAUUUUUUUAAAAAGCUUAUGCAGCUUUUCAAAGUUGAUUGUUUCAAAAUUGGUGUUUAUUUAAAAUAAGUGGUAAUGUACUUGAAUACUUUUUUUUUAUGACAAUGAUUCAGUAAUGAUAAUUUUACUAUUAAAGAAAGUGAAAGGUUUGGUUUUGUUAGCAUGGCUCAGCAUGUAGUUGUCAGGUGUUUCUUACCUAAGGGCAAAAGGAAAUGAUAGUAAUAAUUGCAGUAUUUGUAUUGUAUUUUAUUUUUGCACGUAUGCUAAGCAUAGGCCUGAAGAGGUGGGUAGGCAGGUAAACGUACUUCCUAUAUUUGGAGAUAAUUAUCUUUCUGUAGGUUUGUUGUGCUUGACUGUUUCCAUGUCCUUCCAGUGAUGAUUUUACAGUUCCUUCUCAGUUUACUCCUGGGGAAUGAAAAUGUAAUGUUUUUCAACUGUAAUCUUCCCUAAUUGAAUAAUACUGCUAUAUGAUAUACAAACUACAAACUGCAUUAAUUCACUUAAGUUCUGUUAUGCUGUGAUUUGAACUCUCUUCACCACACUUAUUAAAAAGCACCCAGUUUCCCAUUAAA